ACCAGGCUUAGCUGAAUGUGACUGCUUGUGAGACCUUGUGAAAUCCUUGGGAUAUUCCUCCUUCUGCUGCUGUGUGAACCAGCCAAGUGCAGAAGUGUAUGGUUUGGGUCAUAGAUGAUUUCCUAGAGGCACAUGGACCUGAUCUGCGUUAAGGUGCUACAGGGCAGAAGCUGGUGUUGGGUCUAAAUUGGUUGUCUCAGGGCAUCAGUGAAACAUUCUUCUUUCCUGCUUUUAGGUUGUGCAUCAUGAGGAAGCUUCCUUCUGUUCUGGCUAGGACACUCACUUCUGGGAUCAGUGGCUCCCCAGGGCUUCCUGACAUGUCUGAAGGACAGUCACCCAUUCAUGUGAAUAAUGUGCGGAGGAAAUUGAGGGAUAUAGUGGGAGCAUCUACCAACUGGAGGGAUCAUGUGCAAGCAAUGCAAGAAAGAAAAGCUCUUCAUACUUUACUGGCAAAACGGCAGGAAGAUCUCCCUCCUAGGAGAAUGAAGGAUAGCUACUUGGAAGUUAUUCUACCUCUAGGAAGUCAGCCUGAAAUAAGAGAAAAGUACCUGAAUGUACAGAACAGUGUAAGGUUUGGAAGGAUACUUGAAGAUCUUGACAGUUUAGGAGUUCUUAUUUGCUACACUCACACCAAGCAGGAAAUGCAGCCAAGGUCUCCUUUAUCCAUAGUCACAGCUCUGGUGGAUAAAAUCAAUUUGUGCCAGAAGAUUAUACAUCCAGAUUGUGACAUCAAAUUCACAGGCAAUGUUUCUUGGGUUGGGAAGACCUCUAUGGAAGUGAAGAUGCACAUGCUGCAGCUACAUGAUGGUGAUUACAGCCCUGUGUUAGAUGCAACCUUUGUCAUGGUGGCCCGGGACCCAGAGAAUACACGGCCAGCGUUUGUUAAUCCACUCAUUCCUGAGAGCCCUGAGGAGGAAGAAAUCUUCAAGCAAGGGGAAUUGAACAAGAUGAGGAGGAUUGAUUUCAGCACUGCUUCCUUACUGAAAAUGGCUCCCACUGCAGAAGAAAGAAACAUUGUCCAUGAUAUAUUCCUUAAUACAUUGGACACAAGGACAGUGAGUUUCAAGAGUCGUAAAUUACCACCCAGUUCAGUGUGGAUGGAAGAUGCAAAGCUAAAAGCCCUGCAGAUUUGCCAUCCUGAGGAACGGAACAUCUUCAAUAGGAUCUUUGGGGGUUUUCUCAUGAGAAAGGCAUUUGAACUGGGAUGGGCAACUGCUUGCAGCUAUGGGGGUUCCAGACCCUUUAUCGUAUCUGUUGAUGAUAUCAUGUUUCAGAAGCCAGUUGAAGUUGGAUCCUUGUUACUGCUUUCUGGACAGGUCUGUUAUACAGAAAACAACUACAUCCAGGUUCGAGUACACAGUGAAGUUUACAAUGCAAAUACCAGGGAGCACCAUACUACCAAUAUUUUCCAUUUUACAUUUAUAUCAGAAAAUGAGGUCCCACAAGUUGUACCUAAAACAUAUGGAGAGUCCAUGUUGUAUUUAGAUGGGAAGCGACACUUUACUGCAGUCAUGAAAGAAAUCUGACAGGCACUGGGUGCUGCCUCAGCAGUGUAGCAGCAUGCUGUCUUGGCAAAAGCUGUCACCAGAGGUGGCUAAUGGAGAGGUGCUUGUAAUACUCAAAGAAAAGCCCCACAACCACCCCAAACCAAACAACCCCCAAACCAACCAAACCCAAGCUCCGCACCAAACCCUGCUGUUUUAGUAUUCUUUAUGUAUUUGCAUAUAUUUGGAUUUUUUUUAUUCUUUACUAUUAGAAUUUGUUGAAAUCUUUUACAUGCCAGUGCUAGGAAAAGAGGCUGAAAAAAUACAGUCUUAGGCUUUGGGUAGACUCUCUUUGUCCGCUUUGAGAGAUCUCAUUACAACCUUUGCUGUCUUGUCACCAUCUGCUGCCUUUCCCUUAGCAGCUCUCCUUUGUGUUUCCCUGAUAAGGGAUAGAAGUUCUGUCAGAAAAAGGUGUGCAGUAAGUAGAUAAACACAAGUGAAACAAUUUGACCUACAUUCUUGUGUAAAUUAGGUUAAGGGUCAUAAUUCUUUUUUUGCAAGGACACAUGCAUCUGAGCAGCAGCAGAGGCUCAGAAGUUACUAGUGUGUGCACAGUGGAAAGCAGGUGUUUCCCAUCAGUGUGGAUUUUACAAGGUUAUUGCAGCUUCUGUUUGGAUGGUUUCAUGUUCCCUUGGGAGGAAACUGAUUUUUGCAAUGAAAGGAGGCGGCCAGAUGGUAUUUUCUGGUGUUCUGUUUGUGUCCUUGCCAGCCUCUUCUAAGUUUUUUUGUUUUUUGUUUUAAUAUAUAACUCUGAGUUCCUUAGUGAAUUACUUCUCAUGGCCUGGGCACUAGAGGUCUGAUUGUUGAGACUGGGUGGGACUGGGAAAUAGCAUUGUAGAACAGAACAUUUUGGUUUACUAAGGAUUGGGAACAAAAAAGGUAAAAUGCUGCCCAAAUGGUUAUGGUGAUGUUUGGUGCUGCAAUUAGGGGUCCUGAGAAUCUGUGUUGAGCAACUCCCAAGUCAGCUGCUGAAUGAUGGGAGGAUCUUUAUCCCACUGAGGGGUGGUACAGCUAGAGGACAGUCUCCUCCUCAGCUGGAUUAUUUAUCUGUACUCUUAGUGGACUGUAGUGCAGUAUGAGUACUGCACAGCUCUGAAGGUUGUCAAGUUUACCUGUGAAGGUCAGAGUACUUCCCCACCAUAGAGGGGACACCACGGUGGACAUAAUUAUGGCAAAUAAAUAACAGGAACAGAGUACUUGAUACUGAAACACUUCUGAUGUAAUGGAGAAAGUUUUAAUAAUCUCCAAUUUCUUGAAACCAGGAAGCUGAGUGGAUGGGAGGCAUCAGCUUUUAGUAGUGAGUAUGUCACAAGCACAAACGUGGAUCUCUGGUACCUUCAUGUCAAGAUUGAUGUCCUAACUGAUCAGGACAGCCAAAGAGGAGUUGGGCUCAGUGGUUAAAUGGAUGAAAUGUCAUGUCUUACAAUACACAAGAACAGAUUCUGGCUUCCAUGUGAGGUUUAAAGUCUUUUGAAAAGAGAAUGCAGCAAAUAGGAAUUGUGUGAAUCAGGACAGAUGCAUGAAGCAGGUUGGUAAAAUAAAGCAGCAUGUUGAGCUUUUAUUUGUGAGUAAGAAAGCCUGAGACAGUCACAAUUAGGACCAGUUUCCGUUGGUGCUAGGAUGGCAUGAGGUUCAUGACUCCUAACAGCUCUUUGCUAUUCCUGUGAGGAAUUGUAAUUGACCACUGUAAUAAUCGGCAUGUUACACAUCAGCCUUUCCUUCCUAAGAUUCAGCUGCUGUUAAUGGAUGAGUUAGAUGGCUUUCCAGAGGAGGCACAGGGGUGUGGCCUGAUCCAGAACAGAUUCAUGCAUUGCCCUGAUAGUAAACUCUUGGUUCCUUCCAUAGAGUUUCUCUCUUCAGCCACACUCCAGUGCUGACUCAGCUCUACGUUAAAAUCUUGAUGUUAACAUCUAUGAUGUUAAAAUAUUUUUCUUUAAUUGUUGUGAUGCUGUGGAGAUAACAUUGUAUUUCCUGGGGUUUUUCCUUUUUAAAACUGACUCUAUUAGACUGACCACACAAAUAAAGAACUGAAAUUCUAUCUGAGCUUCUUCCCCCUCCCUGCAGGGAUCAGUGGUGACUGUUAAAAAAUAAAUAGGAAGGCAGGAAAUGAAAGGAUCUAUUUCAGAACUAUGUAUUACUCCUGCAGGUUUUUAUCACUGACCCAGUGGUCCUACCUGGAUCGCUCUUUUUUUAACACUUGUAAGCUAAGGGGAUAUCAAGUUUGUCCUCUACUGACUUUUCAGCUGCAUUUAAAGAUGAAUUUAUCAUAAUUUCUAAAUUCAGCCUUUGGGAAAUGGUUGUAGAGGAGAAGAAGAGGUAAUAGACUAUGGAAGAAGGUGUGACAUCAGAACCUCUGGACACAGUGAAGAAAAUGAAUGCCACAAAUGAAGAUGCCUAGAAAAAUUGAUGUGUUCUCAAAGUUCAUGAUAACUUAAUCAUAUAGCACAAUGACAGUAGUUACAGAAUGUAUGUACAGACAUGCAGAAUGUGUUUGUGUGUGUAUAUACACAUAUGUAAAAGAUAUAUGCUUUUCUGUUUAUUGCUAUGUAUAUGUACUCAUGCAUUUUCUACUCUGAGAAGCUGUCACCCUCUCUGGUGACAGGCUGCAUGUGUUCAGAGGCAUGCAUGCUGCUUUGUGCCUUUGUGUGUGUGAGAAAAAUGUUCUCAGAUCUCACAUUUAGAAUUAAAAUAUUUCAAGAUAGUAA
Molecule: messenger RNA, 4249 nt
Organism: Corvus hawaiiensis (hawaiian crow)
Lineage: Eukaryota; Metazoa; Chordata; Aves; Passeriformes; Corvidae
Gene: ACOT9
Product: acyl-CoA thioesterase 9
Exons: 16
Coding region: 246-1526 (426 amino acids)
Biological process (GO): acyl-CoA metabolic process
Cellular component (GO): mitochondrion
Molecular function (GO): fatty acyl-CoA hydrolase activity
Source: RefSeq, a predicted model, not a curated record